Messenger RNA from Gastrolobium bilobum, 1391 nucleotides. Its product is annotated as fasciclin-like arabinogalactan protein 4. The record is from RefSeq and is a predicted model, not a curated record. Gene Ontology annotation, biological process: multidimensional cell growth; abscisic acid-activated signaling pathway; mucilage biosynthetic process involved in seed coat development. Lineage: Eukaryota; Viridiplantae; Streptophyta; Magnoliopsida; Fabales; Fabaceae. Gene Ontology annotation, cellular component: plasma membrane. Bases 125 to 1375 code for a protein of 416 amino acids. The transcript has 2 exons.
AAUACUCUUCUAAGAUAAGAGAAGAGAAGUGAAGUGAAGUGAAGUGAAGCACAUCCAUAUUCAUAUCCACCAUCGAAGAAUAGACAGAGAGAAUAGAGAUUAACAUAGUAGAGAGAAGAAGACAAUGUCUUCUCUUUCUCAUUCUCAUUCUCAUUCUGGCAUUAUUCCCCAAAUUACCCUCACAACAAUACUCUAUUUCCUCCUCCUAUCCCCACCGCCCUCCCUCUCUCUCAACAUCACCGCCCUCCUCUCCACCUUUCCUGACUUAUCACAAUUCACCGCACUCCUCUCCUCCGCCACUCCCCUCGCCGCCGAUCUCUCCGACCGAACCUCCCUCUCCCUCCUCGUCGUCCCUAACUCCUUCCUCUCCUCCGACGACCACAUCUCCCGCCACCACCUCUCCCCCUCCGCCCUCGCCGACGUCCUCCGCUACCACGUCCUCCUCCAAUUCCUCUCAUGGUCCGACCUCCGCUCCCUCCCUCCCUCCGGCAAGCUCGUCACCACACUCUUCCAAACCACCGGCCGCGCCACUGACAACUUCGGUUCCGUUAACAUCACCCGCGACCCUCAAUCCGGCGUCGUUUCGAUCCGCUCCCCUGCGCCCUAUUCCCCUUCAAACGCCACCGUUUUGGGACUCGUCAAAACCCUACCCUACAAUGUCACCAUCUUCUCCGUCAAUUCCCUCCUUAUCCCUUACGGUUUCGAUCUCAUGGCCUCCGAAACUCGCCCCAACUUAGUUCUCAACAUCACCAAAGCCCUAAUCGACGGUCACAACUUCAACGUCGCGGCGUCGAUGCUCUCUGCCUCCGGCGUCGUCCAGGAGUUCGAGGCCGACGAGGGCGGUGCCGGAAUCACCAUGUUCGUCCCUGUCGACGACGCAUUCGCCGAUCUGCCACCCUCCGUCAGCCUCCAGUCCCUGCCGGCGGACAAGAAGGCGGUAGUGCUCAAAUUCCACGUCCUCCAUUCCUACUACCCUCUCGGUUCCCUUGAAUCCGUGGUGAACCCCUUGCAACCCACGCUCGCCACCGAGGCCAUGGGUGCUGGAAGCUUCACCCUCAACAUUUCCAGGGUCAAUGGCUCCGUCGCCAUCAACACUGGGAUCGUUCAGGCCUCUGUUACUCAGACAGUGUUCGAUCAGAACCCCGUUGCAAUUUUCGGUGUUUCCAAGGUUUUGUUGCCCAGAGAGAUAUUUGGGAGGAAUCCAAUUGUGGCUGCCAAAGGGGGAUCUCCCCAGGACGGUGCUGCUCCGCCGCCAGAUGAUGAUGCCCUUUCGCCGGAUAAUUCGCCGGGGAUCAAUGGCCAACCGUCACACCUUUCGUCCCCGCCGGGGUUUCGCCAAGAUAUGCGCUCUGACGCUGCUGUGUUGCCCGAGUGAUCUUAUGCUGAUUGAG